Helicoverpa zea (corn earworm) is the source of this 1306-nucleotide messenger RNA. RefSeq lists its product as uncharacterized. The transcript has a single exon. The coding region runs from base 47 to 1177 and encodes 376 amino acids. The record is from RefSeq and is a predicted model, not a curated record. NCBI's taxonomy places the organism in Eukaryota, Metazoa, Arthropoda, Insecta, Lepidoptera, Noctuidae.
CUUUUGUAUUCGUGGGGGAUCGUCAGUCGUGAGUAAACAUCCAAAGAUGAAGAUCAUUCUUGCUCUGUUCGGUUUCGCGGCUGUGGCUUCGGCCGCUGAUCUUACCAUUGGCAACGAAGGCGGGAGUCUCAUAUUCGAGCAGAAUGUCACCGCCAGCCCAACGAUAUGGAAACAAACUAGAAACCUCACUGUUAACGCUACAGACGACGCAGUCAUCAGCCGAGUAGUUGUGAUUGACAACAGGCCGGAGAAGGACGGCGAAGCCAAAGUUGUUGAAGGAGGCGAGGGCGAGAAGAACGUCACCAUCGAACUGAAGGGCCCUGCUGUCUUCAGAGGCUUUGACUUCACCAUUCAAGUGUUCGCCGCUCCGGAGAAUGAGAACACGCAGCACCCGAAAGCAACUGGGCACGACACACAACAAGCCCAACUACCACAAGUGCCUGAAGUUCAAAUAACCAAGGACCUUAAUGUAAACGAUCAUUCUAACCAACAUCCCAAGAAUACUGAUGACAUUAUCCUUGGAGCUCCGGUACCAACAGCCUCUUCUACUACUGAAGAAAACAAGACCAACAAAGACGACCAAGUUAAAACCAAUGUGCCAACUUUGGUGGGUGAUGAUAAAACACGUAAAUACCGUGAAACCGAACCCCAAAAGAACACAGAACAGACUCCAGUUGCUGUCCCACAGGACGUAGUUACAGGUGUUAAUGCUACAAAGACAGAAGCUAAAGAAAACGACGGAGACUUGAAAGUUUUGCUUGAUUCAAUUUUCGUAAAUUAUUCUGGCCCAAAAUCUGAGGAAGGUCAGGAACAAGUUCAUCCCGUCAUGCCAGAAAAUGAUCAAGUCCAAACUGAUGUAAUCCAGGCUGAUGAAGACAGGAAAGUUCGUCAGGCGAGCAUGGAGCCCGUUGUACCAGCUGUUCUGCCUAGAGAACUGAAGGGAGACGAUGUUCAGACGACUAAAAAAGUCGAGGUUUCGACUACCACAGCGAAAAGUGUACAGGGAAAGAUUUUACCAAGUGUUGUACCAGUGACUAGUGAAAGUUCUUCAACGUCAGCCGAAGAUCUGACCACUGAGCUGCCUGAAGAUCUGCAGGUUACCAAGGACUCGAAAGGUGGCUUCAAGGGACCUAGUUUUGGACACCGCCCUGCAGUGCCAUUGCCUUACAUGAAUUAAUUAUUACUUAUUUUCAAAAUUGUGAUAUUACUCAGUACUUUACAUUAAUAUUUAUGUCGCCUUUAAUACUUGUCUUGUACAACGUGCCGUAUUUAACAUUUAAAUUAAAAUAAAUGUUUUUUUACUAUA